AUGGACAGUUUUGGUUUCGGUGUGCUAGGUGGCAUUUUUGCCUCCAGUGGAGGUGGUGAGGAGGAGGUCGACAAUCGACAGAAGGUUCUGCAGCGGACCGAGAGUUUUGCUGACUAUACCCCUCCGGAAAUCACCAACUUCCAGCAAAGCACGCUUCAAAAGAAGAUAAAGCAGGAUUCCGGGGUGGCAGAGUCAAUAAUACCGGUCAAGGUAUCGCAGAUAUUGACAAACCUUAGCGACGGCACUCAAAAAUUCUCCCUUUACAACCAGGCCAUUGGUGCCAUAUGCAUCGUCGGACAAAUACAAGAUUUAGAGAAGCUUACGUCCGCAAUGUACUUCCAACUAACGGACGAGACAGGGUCGAUUGCUGUGAAUUACGCUGACGAGGCCUUUGCGGUGCAGCAGGGCGACUAUGUGCAGGUGGUGGGUUCUCUGGUAAUACUUGCGCCAGACAACUUCUAUGUGGAUGCGCACAACGUCAUGUUAAUCGGAGAAGAUCUUGGCAAAUAUAAGGAUUUGCUUAUGUACCACAACGUGUUGGUGGCAUACACGGCAUACCACCUCGACCUAGGAUCGAAGCUUAAACUACAAAACAAGCAUACAGGCAAAAUAUCGGAGCUCCCUGGUCAGAGUACUGGCCGCCUUAGUAUCGCAGACAUUGAAUCCGUGGAACUCGGCGAGCUCUACGAUCACAUCACCGAGCCAGUGGAGCGAUUGAUACUGCAGUACCUGAAGGCGCGCCCAGACACUUUGGCAAAGCGUAGCGACAUUAUGGCGUGUCUAUCGGAGCGAUACAUAGGUUAG
Molecule: messenger RNA, 804 nt
Organism: Babesia ovata
Lineage: Eukaryota; Apicomplexa; Aconoidasida; Piroplasmida; Babesiidae
Product: possible replication factor-a, putative
Exons: 1
Coding region: 1-804 (267 amino acids)
Source: RefSeq, a predicted model, not a curated record